Messenger RNA from Cuscuta europaea, 1763 nucleotides. The record is from the annotation of a GenBank genome assembly. NCBI's taxonomy places the organism in Eukaryota, Viridiplantae, Streptophyta, Magnoliopsida, Solanales, Convolvulaceae.
CCAAAUCAUGAAUCAUGCGUAUCCCAAUCAUUCAUUUCAUUUCAUUGCUUAAAACUCAAGUCUUAUUCCACAAGGACCCAAACAUGUUGUCUGUAUAAUAUGGAGUAAAUAUUUUCCCUGUCCUGUAUCCUUUCGUCUCCAAAUACUUGCAAUAAUCGAUCCUCCAGCGACUUUAUCAGCUCUCUAGAUUAUGGAUCAGAGGGAUAGAAUCAGGGAACUGCCUGCAGGUAUACUUGACAAUGUUUUGGGAUUAUUGCCAAUCGUAGAAGCUGCUAGAACUGCCGUUUUGUCCACAUAUUGGAGAGAUGCUUGGUACGAGCUUUCUCGUCUCGAGUUUGACGAGGAGUAUUAUAAUUACAUGUACGAUAAUCUUACACCUUAUCUUGAAGUAAUCGACCAAGUUCUCAAGCAACACAUUGGGCCUAUUCAAAAGUUCUCCAUUUACACAACUGAGAAAGUAUACGAAUCUGAGUUUGAUGAGUUGUUCCUUUUGGUCACACACAAAGGAAUUGAUGCAAUCGGCAUUUAUCUAGAUUGCAAUGCUUUUAUGAAAUAUCGGCUCCCUUCUUGCAUAUUUUCAUGCCGUACUCUAAAGGCGCUGCAUCUUUUUGGAGUAAACAUUGAACCCAUUAAUGCUCCUCUCAUAUUUCCCAAUGUGAAUUCGCUUUUCUUUAAAAGUGUUCGUUUCGGUGCUACAAACCAUCAUCUUCAUGCCGUUAAUGUUCCUAUGCUUGAAAGUCUGUCAUAUACCCAAUGUAGUGGCAUCUCCCAUUUUGACAUCACUGCCCCAAAACUGGGUAGCUUAUCAAUCAAAGGAUGUUUUGCUGACGUUGAUGAUGAUGAUGAUGAUGAUGGAGAUGAUGAUGAAAGAGAUGGUGAAGUUGAUAAUGAUGGCAACGACAACGGAAGUGCAACUGAAAAGGGAGAAAACAAAUUGGGCAGUGGUUUUCUCCCAAUGAACUUGGAUCUGACAUCUAUACGCACUCUCCAUUUGUGCUCUGAUUCCAUUGAGGGAUUUGUUGAUGAUAUUUGUAAAAUGAGGCCAAAACUGCUAGCAUUGAAUGUGGAAUACCUGGAGUUUUCAGGUUUCUAUUUCCCUUUUUCUUAUGUUAAUUCCAAGUUCGUUAAGUUGCUGCGGAGGUGCCCAAAAUUAUGCGAACUUGAUAUAUGUUGUCAGUUUGGGGGUUUAGAAUCUACUUUGGGGAUUGAUGGGGUUUCAGAUCUUCUCGAAGACCUUCACGGCAUAGAUCAGACUCACAACAGGCUGCAUACUUUGAAAUUUAGCUUAUUCAGAGGGUUGCGGCCCGAACUGCUCUUUAUCAAAGAACUGCUUGUGCGCUUUCCAACAUGUGUGAAGUUGAUUAUUAGUCUUAACAAAAUGUUCGACUCCCAUAAGAAGUGUGAAAUUAUGGAGGAGUUGGUAUGUCUUACUAUUGACUCAACAACAAGAGCAGAAAUUGUAUUUGUGUAGGAAACCGUUUGGGAUAAUUAUGCAAGUAAACAUGUCAUACAGAAGGUAGCUGUUUUAUUUUGGUCUGUUAGAAAGCAUAUUGAUGAGUGAUAAUCAUAACAAUUGAGUUCUAAUAUGACGAUUGUUAUAGAUUUAAUAUGACCGAAGUGAGUUCUGUACAAAGGCACCGGAGCAAUUGCAUUUAUGAUUGUCAUUUUGUCAAUGUAACCAUCAAUGGCCUCGAUGUGGACCAAAUUGUUUAUAUAAAUACGGAGUAGUUUUCUUGGAAAUAUUACACUUUUAGUCUUAUUUA